AUGCACAUGAGCCAGCCAUCCUCUGGGUGCAAUACCUGGGUCAAUGACUUAGUCUGCCUUCACAAGUCUCUCCAACCUUCGAGCUUGAACAUUCAUAACUCUCAACACCCAACACACUUAGAAGAUGUCCUGAUGAGCACCAACCCCAAUGACUAUGCAACUCAUGAUUACCUGGAUUUUGUUCAUAUGGCAUUUGACAUGUGGGGGCCAACCACAGAUGACUUCAAGGGUGCACCUAAAACAUUUGGACUUGGCCCAAUGUUUAUGGACAAAUUUAAUGGUGACCAGUUCAGCAACCUACAGGCAUCAAAUCUAUACUACCCCUUCAACUCCCACAAUGAAUGGGAGCUGGCAUCAUGGUUACUUCAUUCAGGCCUGAGCAUGAGAGCUAUAGACUCUGUCUUGUCAUUGUCAAUCAUAAGCCUGUCCCUGUUCUCUCUGAAGAUCAUUAUUGACAUGCACCAGAUACAGCUACAAAAUAUUUCCUUUCAUACAGCCAGAGCACUUCGUGGGCUGGCUGAGCUACUCCCUGGUGGGCCAUGCUGGCACUCAAUGGAGAUUACUCCUUCACAGCCAACCAAACACCCUGUGCACAUCAUCCAUGAACCAUGGAUACAAGUUAGCUCUCCUCAGAGCCUUGGUUAUGUUACAAAUAUUAUCUUCGAGUCCUUCAGAGAUACAUUUACCUCCAUAGCUCCCAGGUCCCUGAUUGUCCCUCUGAAAGUGAUUCCCGCAUGUGUCCAUAGCUAUUCUGCCUCCUUCAACCAGGGUAGCUUGUCAGAGGACAGCCUGGUCAGCCUAUAUGAUGAUGAUAGAAAGUGCUGGAACUGGGAGCUUCAUCCACCCCCAGGCUCUGAUUCACCUCCCGAGCAACCCAGGCCACUUGCCUCAGAGCUGCUGGUAGAAUCAGAAAAGCUCUGCUUUGAAAAGCAAGUUGCUCUGUUUCUCAAUGCUAUCGGAACCACUGCCAAAUCCACGAUGCCCAGUCUAUCCAGCAAACCCCAGUGUCAAUGGAUGGCGGACUGGAGCAGAACCAGCUCACGAGGUUCUACAGGUUAUUCCUGA
Messenger RNA from Pisolithus orientalis, 1065 nucleotides. RefSeq lists its product as uncharacterized. The transcript has a single exon. NCBI's taxonomy places the organism in Eukaryota, Fungi, Basidiomycota, Agaricomycetes, Boletales, Pisolithaceae. The coding region runs from base 1 to 1065 and encodes 354 amino acids. The record is from RefSeq and is a predicted model, not a curated record.